Messenger RNA from Lineus longissimus, 4606 nucleotides. Its product is annotated as adenylate kinase isoenzyme 5-like. The coding region runs from base 32 to 3226 and encodes 1064 amino acids. The transcript is spliced from 18 exons. Gene Ontology annotation, biological process: CDP biosynthetic process; UDP biosynthetic process. Lineage: Eukaryota; Metazoa; Nemertea; Pilidiophora; Heteronemertea; Lineidae. Gene Ontology annotation, molecular function: UMP kinase activity; ATP binding. Gene Ontology annotation, cellular component: cytoplasm; nucleus. The record is from RefSeq and is a predicted model, not a curated record.
GCCAUGUUAGGAUUUCCCUGGAAACGGCUACAUGGAUGGUGAAGGAAUACAUUUCUCUCAGGAAAUAUCGGAUAAAAGCGCAGGUUCUCCUGAAAAUAAGCGCUACAUUCGUGUUCGUGGAGGUAAAAUGACAACAGAGGAUGCCAAGGCCUAUUUGGCCAAGCGGGAAGUGCCCCAGCUUUUUGAGUGCCUGAUGACAGGUCUCAUGUACCACCGUCCAAAAGAUCACAUCACAUAUCUCCGGGAAUGCCUGGACAAGAUCCGAUCAAAGGGCCUUGACCACGUCCGUUGGAACCUGUUUGUUGAGCAGAGGAGGAAGACGCCUUUGCCACCCAUAUCGCCACAGAAUGGCUCACGGCCACAGUCUGCACAAUCUUAUUAUUCCAGAGGCUCCUCAAAAGCUGACCUGCGGAGCCAAGAGCCUCUUCCUCCCAUCGGGACCAUAAUGAAGGGCCAAACCGACGGGGAAGCUAUCAAAAUUGGAGAUACCGUUAUUCCAAAUGUGCCAUUUGUAUUUUUCAUGGGUGGACCAGGCAGUGGAAAAGGAACACAGUGCAAGCGACUCGUUGAGCGGUACACCAACUGGGUCCAUCUGUCGAUGGGCGACCUCCUGCGACAGCAGGUCUCCGAGCAAGGGUCAUCUGAUGCAAAGUGGGGCAUGAUCAGUGACCUGCUCGUGAAGGGAGAUAUGGCACCAGAGGAUGUGACAAUAGACCUGAUCACUGACAACCUGAAGAAACAUCCAAAUGCUGGAGGGUUUAUCAUUGAAGGCUACCCAAGGACGAUGGACCAGCUCAAAGAAUACCAAACCCAGGUUGGGAAAGUCGACUUGGUUUUCCUCCUCGAUUGUGAGGAAUAUUUCCUCCAGUCUCGCCUGGUUGCGCGCGGGAAGCAGGAGGGGCGGAUUGAUGACAACCUCGCGGCUGUCGCCAGUAAAAUCAACUUCUUCAAGGAGAAUACGUUACCAGUUGUCAAGUCAUUAGACGAUGAGGGAAAGCUGGUCCUGGUUGACGGUGACCGAGACACUGAGGAAAUCUGCUUCGAACUUGCACGUGCUUUUGAUUCAAUAUUCUUCAACACAGGCGACGGAAAGCCAAUAUUACCGACAGCCCCAACAUUGGAUGGACCCCCCAUCCCCAGACCACCCUCUGGCAGAAAAAGCCCUGGUUCACGUCACAGCAGCCGUGCGAGUAGUGCCGGAAGUCAAGCCUCGUUUGCCGCGAUCACUCACAUUGACGACAUCGUUCUUGAGUGUGCUGAUGAUGGACGAAAGCUUGAUCUGCCACAGUGUCCUAUCAUCUUAAUAAUGGGUGGACCUGGCAGUGGCAAACUGACACAGUGCAAAAGAUUAGUGGAGCGGUAUGAAGGAAUAGUCCACUUGUCUAUGGGAGACAUCCUGAGGUCGGAGAUCGUUGCCAAGGGAACUGGCGAGGACAAAUGGAACUUGGUGGGAAAUUUAGUGCAGAAGGGUGAAAUGGCUCCAGAGGAGGUGACAGCAGACCUACUCCUUUCUUCAAUAAGACAGCACGCAGAUGCCAAGGCAAUCUUAUUAGAAGGUUUCCCCAGAGACGGAAAACAGGUGGACGAAAUCAACAGACACGUUGGUGGGAUCAGCCUUGCAGUCCUGAUAGACUGCGAGGAGUAUUACCUGAAGCUACGGUUGAUUAAUCGACAGCGAGAGAGCGACAGAAUUGAUGAUAACCUCAACGCCAUCGCUAGCAGGAUCACUUUCUUCAAAAACUGCACGCUGCCAGUUGUCAAACAUUACGACGAAGAUGGAAAAUUAGUUAUAAUUAACGGUGACCGAGACGCAGACGAAGUCUUCUUCGACAUGGCAUCUUUAUUUGACCACAUGUUCUUCGGGGCACCUUUGGAAAAUGGUUCAGUAGAAGGGGAAGUCGUAGAGGACAUCAUUGUGGAAGAAAGCGCUGUGCUUUUGGGUAAUGAUUCAGGCAGACAGCUGGAUGAAAUUUUAAGUUCUCAAGAAGGUGCACCUGUAGAGGAUGCGAUCGUGGCAGAAGAAGCCGAGGAGACGGGAGGUGGCGGUGGCAACCCAGAUUACGCAGAACACUUAGAACAGCAAGACGACACAAACAACACAGGAAACAAGGAAACCAAUACACCAAACGCAGAGUUAACCUUAGAUGAGGCAAAUGAUAGGAACACUGUUUCUAGUACAGAGGUGAGAGUGGAAGUUCCAACCAAUGAAGCUGAUGUUGAGGCAGUUGCUACAGUAAUGGAGGCAGACACGAUACCAGAAUCUGGGAAUGAUGUUUCAAAGGGAGACGAAACUGCUGAGAAAGAACCUGAGGCUGCCCCAGAGGUUGCGACUGAGACUGGUGAGAAAACAGCAGAGGUUGUCGCUGAAACUUUAGCCGAGGCUGUUGAAAUAGUAACAGAGACUGACAAAGGGGAAACAGAGGCUGCCAAGAGUGGCGAUUCUGAGGCUGCAAAGGAUGCAGCACCGGCAGAUUCUGGGGUACAGGAGGUUGGGGAUGCGGCUGAUGAAGAGAAGACUGAGGCCGAUGUCAGUGCUGAAAAUGGCGAAGUGAUGGAAACUACUGAAGUAGUUGAGGCGGGAAACAAAGGAUCAGACGAACAGAAUGGAUCGGUUGCUGAAGCUGAAAUCUUAGAAAAUAAUGAUGCAACUACAGUAAACAAGGCUGCAGAAGAGAAAACUAUAGAAAAUGACCAGAUUCCUGAAACUACAGAAAAAGUUGAAAGUGCUGAAGCCGUCGCAACUGAACUUGAUGAGGCAGAGGCAGAAGCUAAACCAACGCUAAAAGAAGAUGGUGAUGAGGAACCAACUCCUCAGCAGACCCAACAAGAUUAUUCCUCCCCUCCAAGACCUGCGUCAGACGCAUCUCAUAAAUCUGGGGAGAAAUCCUCCAGAGGGGGUAGCAAACGUGGCUCUGUAUCUAGCGAAAAGGGCUCUCUUCAGGCCAGCCAGCAUAGCUCGCCAAAGGGGUCCAAACCAGGGUCACCACAGAGCAAGGCAGAUUCGCCCAAACCACAGAGCAGGGAAAGCUCUGCUGGUAGCAACCACGGCUCGCCCAAACCACAGAGCAGGGAAAGCUCUGCUGGUAGCAAGCAUGGCUCCCCCAAACCACAGAGCAGGGAAAGCUCUGCUGGUAGCAAGCACGGCUCCCCCAAACCUCACAGCAGGGAAAGCUCUGCUGGGAGUAAGCAUGGUUCUCAGAAAUCUGGGUCUGGGGGGAAGGAAUAAAGCAAUCUUGUUCUGUUAAGGUUCUGAAGCUGAUGUCAGGGUGAAGCCUAAUAAGAACACAACGACAACCCAGGCCAAGUCGCCAACACAAUGUAAACACGAAGCAACAAUUUUACUCUCAAAAGGACAUCUACUGUAAUGCCAAAAGCUUCAUAUUUGGGAUUAUGUGAAAACAUUGCUACUGUAAGAUGCUGUGCCGCUUAGAAAAAAGAAGCUACGAAGGCAAUGAAUUGUGCUAAUAACCUGUUAUGGAUGGACUUCAUUGUAACUGUGUUCUCAUAAGGGGAUGGCCAAAGUGUAGCAACCAAUUUCCAUGUUAUACGGCAUUUUGAGACAUCAUGUCUACAUACAGGAAAAUCCUUCCAGCUGCUUUUGCAGAAUUUGAUUCUUCCAAAAGUGACAGUCUUGAUGAAAACUUUCUCAAAGGUUCCAAAAUAAGAUGCAAGUUUCUUUCCAGUCAUCUUGCUGUUCUAUCCGUCUGUAAAUACAUCUGUUGUUGUUCUGUUUAUGAAUCAGUUUUGUUGUUCCCAGUGGGUGGGAACAAAAUAAUGGAAAUGAAAACUAUUCAGGGCUCCCUUCGAUGCGGGUGUACAAUAUUUCAUGUGGGGCAGUACGUACCAUUUAUGGUACUGAUUAUGUUUUGAAUAUUAACUUGUUGACUUUACACUUUUUGUAGUUUUGUGUAGUAUAAAUAUCUUGUAUGUUCACCACUGAGAACUUGAUGAAAUAGCUCUGUGCUUUUAAACGAAAUUUUGUAUGUAAUCGGUCUACUUCAUCAAGUUGAGCUGGUCAGGAUUUUAUUAUGUACUCCUUUCAUGUAAAUUUUGUAUAGCAAUAGAUUGUCUGUGAUAAAGUAAUUUACAUAAAAGGAAAAUUUAUCAAAUACAAUGUAGAGUUUCUAGUUCUUCAGGCCAGGUAUCAGUUUCUAAUGUUGCUUUCUAAAAAAUUGUUCAGAUGACUAGAUUCAUUGGACUGCAAGUACAUGUACACGUACCUGUGCAUGUACAUCUACAUGUACAUGUACAUGUACCUGUGCAUGUGCCUGUGCAUGAAAAUGUUGUGGUUGCAAUACAGCAAUAGCCAGAGCAAAAUACGAAACCCAUGACAAUAUUUUGUGAAUCAAUGUCAUUCAGUCAACACUAUGGAUUUGGAGUGUCCAUUUUGAAUUCUGAAACCUAACGCCUGUUUUCCGUCCAUGCACUAUACAUAGUUCAUCCAUGUCAAAUGGAUGAUAACUCGAAAACCAGCAUGGUUGUAUUGUUUUCUAUAUAUUUGGGCGACAGUCUUGAAGGACAUCUGGUGUAGAAUAAAUUUGCUAUGUACACACUGAGCAAAAGCUUGUACUUCACUUGGAAAUAAAAAUUAUGCCAAAUCUAAUUA